UCCGACAGCAGCAGCAGCCCCCACAUGGCGGCGGCGGCACGGACCGGCCAAUCACGUGCACAUCCCUUCUGGCGCCGUUCUCUCACCCGGAAGUGCUGUGCUCACCCGGAAGCGAAUCUCAUCGGUUAAAGCGCCAAGACAGGUUCAUUCGUAGAUUCGAGUUCUUAGCGUUGUAGACUUUUGUCUGUUCCCGUGGCUUCGCCGUGUCCUAGAGUCUACUCCCGCAGACGGAGAUCUGCUGCCAUGUCUGUGGUUCCACCGAGCCGCUCGCAGGCUGGCUGGCCUCGAGGUGUCUCUCAGUAUGGGAACAAAUAUCUGCAGGCCAAGCCCCUGACCCUGGAAAGGACCAUUAACCUGUAUCCAUUGACCAACUACACAUUUGGUACGAAGGAACCUUUAUAUGAAAAAGAUUGCUCAGUUGCUGCUCGAUUUCAGCGCAUGAGGGAGGAAUUUGACAAGAUCGGCAUGAGACGCACGGUGGAGGGCGUCCUGAUUGUUCAUGAACACAGGUUGCCUCAUGUUUUAUUGCUGCAAUUGGGAACAACCUUCUUUAAAUUGCCCGGUGGAGAGCUAAAUCCUACAGAAGAUGAAGUGGAGGGCUUGAAGCGACUUAUGACUGAGAUUUUAGGCCGUCAAGAUGGUGUGCAGCAAGACUGGGUAAUUGAUGAUUGCAUCGGAAACUGGUGGAGGCCGAAUUUUGAGCCCCCUCAGUAUCCCUACAUUCCAGCUCACAUCACCAAACCCAAAGAGCACAAAAAGCUAUUCUUAGUGCAACUUCAAGAAAAAGCCCUUUUUGCAGUUCCGAAGAAUUACAAGCUGGUUGCCGCUCCGUUAUUUGAACUUUAUGACAAUGCUCCUGGUUAUGGGCCCAUUAUCUCCAGCCUUCCUCAGCUUUUGAGCAGGUUUAAUUUUAUUUAUAACUGAAGUGUAUGGAUGCAUUGCUCAAGAUCCUGAUGGAUGUACAACUACAAUUUCUUGUGAACAUCUCCAAGCCAGUAGUCUGGCUUCUCAGCCAGAGAGUAAAUCGGUUCUACAAACCAAAUCCAACAGCAUGCAGCACCUGACCUGCUCAGCUGAUGCUCCUGUGAGAUUUUGUUCAACUGUACACCAACUAUGAAGCCGAGGAGUUUUAACUGGUGCUUUUUUUUUAAGAAAUGUUUUCUGCUUAUGUAAUUGUUUGAGUUUUCUACUUUAUUAAAUGGACAAAUACCUUUAUUUUUGAGGGUUUUAAUUAGCUGUAGUUUGUGUAUUUUGUAUUUCACCAUUUAUUUGGACCUAUUGUAAUUGGAUAUGAGAGAAACCUAGUCGAUGUAUAUUGAUUAAAGACAAAACUGAUCUGAUUUAUUCUGCUUUGGUUUAUAUAGUAGAAGUGAUUUUGAAGCAAAUCUUCUGAUUAAUCAUUCUUUCCUCCAAUUUCAUGGUGAACUUUUUAGGGCUGUUUUGUAAUCUGGGAUAUUAACUGCAUGUUUUGCAGUUAAGUGAUAUGCUUUGGACCAUUGAGGUAUAUAAACAAGUGAUUCUAUGCAGCUAUUAUAAGGAGUGUGUCGAGGCAUUAAAUACUUGAAUAUAUUCGAACGUGAAUUGUUACAUCAGCAGCAAAGUGGUGAUCUUGGGUAUAUGUGGAUCUUCAAAAAUUCUGUCAUUAUGUAUUCUAAUUACAGAUUGGUUAGGGAUACUUGAAAUCACAAAUCGGUGCAAAACUGAAAUGUGCAAUGGUUGUAAUUUGAUCGAGCGAACAUGAAAAUCCAUUCUUGAUGUGGGUCUUGCUUGCUUUUAAGUUUAAUGACCUAGACCUUAGUGUGUCUUUCCAGUUAGUUGGUGUUUGGUUCAAUUUUGGGGCAAAAAACUAAUUUGGAAGUUCUCACGUGAAGAAUCAUAGUUUAUGCUGCACAAUUCUAAACUUCAGUUUGGAGGAUUUUAAUUCCUUUCUUGGUGUAUUUCAAAUUAUUUGAUUUCCUUUUCAACAAUUCCAGAAGUUGGUCAUCAAAAAGUUGGCAUUCUCAAAACUAACACCCUGACUUCAGUAACAGAUGUCCUUGAAUGUUUCAGAUAGAUGAAGAAAUGUUCAAAAUAACUUUUCUUCCAUUGUUACAAUAUUCAUUAACACUUUAGAGGUCCUGAGCAUUUUUCUUUUAUGUUGUCUGAUUGUUUUUCAUUCUGCCAAAUGUAUUACAGCCUCAGCUUUGUAAGAUGCUGAACUAAAUGAAGAAAUACGUUUGCAGAAUUAUUAGAUUUGCUUGUUUAAACUACAUUCAAUGCUAACUGUUUUGCCGAAAUUGAACAAAAGCAUGUUGGGGUGAAUUUAUUGCAGAGGUGGGGUAUUGUGCCUUGGUAAGGGAGAGAUGAACAACUGCUGCUUGUAUAUCCAUAAUGGGUGACUCUGGGCUCCCAAUGUAUUGUGGGGUACUGUAGGUUAAGAGUCGGGCAGUGGAUUUCCUUUUCUCCCCAUCUAUUGCCCUCGGCAGCCUAUCACUAUACCAAUCCCAUAAUAUAUAAUAGUACUUUAAUCACCAGUUAAUGGUGGUAGAUUAUCCUGACCUGUACUUCUAAUGCUCUGCAAUGUGAACAUGUUAUGCCAAUGUGGGUUUCCUUCACUUUCCUUCCUCUUUACCGUGAAUUGACCCUGGGUUAGCUGAGUAGGAGACGUUGAUGGGCAUGAGAGAAAAAAGAUGUAGAAAAAUGGAAUAGGACUGCCUAGAUAUGAUAUGUGUAUGGCCUGCAUUUAAGCCAAUGUUAAAUGCACCAAUCUGUUCUUACUCCCAGAAAUAAUUCUUUAAAAUGCUGUUCUCUAAAUUCAGCCAUUCAAUGAGAUUAUAGAUCUUCUCAACUCGAUCUAUGAGUAUCCAAGUCUUUUCGUCCAAAUAUUUGAAAGGGUCACUUCUCGCAAGGACUUGGAGUGCACCUUGUGGUUCCGCACUGCCCUAAUCACUUUAGGGAACAAUGCAUUUCUCUCCUGGUUUGUUGGUUGGCAAUUUUUUCUGUUUUGUAUCAAUACAGAUGGCAGUCACAACAACUGAUAAUCUUCAAGCCGUGGAUGAAUUUGAAAAGACAGUUUUAAUUAAGUGAAAAUAAAAUUAUUUU
Amblyraja radiata (thorny skate) is the source of this 3081-nucleotide messenger RNA. It is a transcript of the gene nudt21, whose product is annotated as nudix hydrolase 21. Gene Ontology annotation, cellular component: mRNA cleavage factor complex. The transcript has 7 exons. Gene Ontology annotation, molecular function: mRNA binding. Lineage: Eukaryota; Metazoa; Chordata; Chondrichthyes; Rajiformes; Rajidae. The record is from RefSeq and is a predicted model, not a curated record. Gene Ontology annotation, biological process: mRNA 3'-end processing. Bases 244 to 924 code for a protein of 226 amino acids.